AUGCGCAUGUUUACAGUGCGUCGCGCGGCGAUUGUCACUCGUCAGAACUGGGGUAUUGGCUUCUCUUUGAGGGCUCUCCCAAAAAUACCUUCAGCACGACGAGGGCUGCUUACUCAGAGCUAUGCUUGUGGACCAAGAGAGCCACCUUUGAUUGACUCAACUGUUGGAGACCACUUCGCCAGUAUUGUCAGCCAAUAUGGCGAUAGGGAAGCCGUCAUAUCAAAGCAUCAGAAUCACAGACUGACCUACGCCUCACUCGAUGCCAAAAGUAAUGCCCUUGCGCGGGGACUGGAAUCUGUGGGUGUGCGGAAAGGGGACCGUGUCGGCAUCAUGCUUGGAAAUUCCUCGGAGUAUGCCAUUGCGACCUAUGCAUUGUUCAAACUCGGAGCCAUCCUGGUACCGCUUAAUCCUUCGUUUAAUGCAACUCAAGUCAUCUCGGCGUUGAGCCAUCUGGGAGCCGCCCAUUUGAUCAUCAGUGCCGAGUCCAAUUUACCGCGGAAAGACCCCCGGAGCAAUGUCCCACUACUCAAGCACCUUAUUCAGGAUCUCCACACAGGAAAAUUAGAGUCCGCAGUGGUGCCUUCACUGAAGAACGUUAUUUGUGUUGACAACUCUUCCGGCAGAGUCAAAUGGUCGGACUAUAAGAGCCUGACGCCUUUCACAUCGGUCAUAUCCGACAACGUCGCUGAUGCGAAUCCACUGCCUCCUCAGGAUCUCUCGCCUAACGAUGUAGUGAACAUCCAAUUCACGUCAGGCACCACCGCCAUGCCCAAAGCAGCAUGCCUGAGCCACCGCUCAAUCUUGAACAAUGGUUCUCAGAUUGGCGAUCGAAUGCGGUUAACCGCAAAUGACAUCGUAUGCUGUCCUCCACCCUUGUUCCACUGCUUCGGAUGCAUUCUGGGCUACAUGGCAACUGCUACUCAUGGCUCUGCCAUUGUAUUCCCCACAGAAUCAUUCAACGCCUGUGCCACUCUGAAAGCCGUGCAGGAGGAAAAAUGUACUGCACUUUACGGCGUGCCUACCAUGUUCCUUGAAGAGCUCAGCCUGCUUCAGGACGGCGAAGUAGAACACAAAGGUUUUGAGUUUCUCCGGACAGGCAUUGCUGCUGGUAGUAGUAUUCCAGAAGCACUCAUGAAGAAGCUGCACAAGGUCCUCAAUCUCACAGAAUUAACUAUCUGCUACGGCAUGACAGAAACUAGCCCCGUCUCAGCUAUGACAGCAACCGAUGACCCAUUAGAUAAACGGAUUAGUACUGUCGGUAGACUGAUGCCUCAUGUUGAAGCCAAGGUCGUGGACCCAGCGGAUCGAAGCAAGAUCCUUCCCAUCAAUACCCGGGGUGAGCUGGCUGUGUCUGGGUACUUGCUAAUGAAGGAGUACUGGGGUGAUCCACACAGGACCGCCGAAGUGAUGAUCGCAGACCAAGAAGGGAAGAUCUGGAUGCAUACUGGCGACGAAGCCUCCAUGUCACCGGAUGGCUACAUCACGAUCACGGGCCGUAUCAAAGAUCUCAUCAUCCGAGGAGGCGAGAACAUUCACCCUCUAGAGAUCGAGAACUGUCUCCUUACCUGCCCCGGCGUGGCCGAUGUGUCUGUUGUUGGUGUUCCAGACGAGAGAUACGGCGAAGUAGUGGCUGCGUUCAUCAUUUGCAAAGAGCAGGAUCGCAGGAGAGUGACAGAGGACAAGAUCAGAGAGUGGGUUCGCGAGCGACUGAGUAACCACCUCGUUCCGAAAUAUGUUUUCUUCCUUUCACAUUCCGAUUCUUUCCCCAAGACUGCGAGCGGCAAAGUUCAGAAGUUUAAGCUGAAGGAGACUGCCAUCAAGAUUUUGAAAGAGCAGAGCAAUGCUAAUUAG
Aspergillus lentulus is the source of this 1851-nucleotide messenger RNA. RefSeq names its product putative acyl-CoA synthetase YngI. Gene Ontology annotation, molecular function: medium-chain fatty acid-CoA ligase activity. Gene Ontology annotation, biological process: fatty acid metabolic process. NCBI's taxonomy places the organism in Eukaryota, Fungi, Ascomycota, Eurotiomycetes, Eurotiales, Aspergillaceae. The record is from RefSeq and is a predicted model, not a curated record.